Molecule: messenger RNA, 1506 nt
Organism: Penicillium odoratum
Lineage: Eukaryota; Fungi; Ascomycota; Eurotiomycetes; Eurotiales; Aspergillaceae
Product: mannitol dehydrogenase family protein
Exons: 1
Coding region: 1-1506 (501 amino acids)
Molecular function (GO): mannitol dehydrogenase activity
Source: RefSeq, a predicted model, not a curated record
AUGGCUCCCCUAAAGCUUAACAACAAGAACCUCUCGCAGAUUGCUGCGGCAGGUGAGGCGCAAGUCAAGGUCCCAACCUACUCUCGAGGUGGCGCUGUUAAGGAGGGAAUUGUCCACAUUGGCGUGGGCGGUUUCCAUCGAGCACACUUGGCAUACUAUGUCGACCUUCUGAUGCAGCAAGGUGUGACUGAUUGGGCGAUUUGCGGUGUUGGCCUGCAGCCCUUCGACGCUACUAUGCGUGAUGUUUUGAGAUCCCAGGAUCACCUCUACACCCUCAUUGAACGGUCCGCCAAGGGUAGCUUUUCCCACGUCAUUGGUAGCAUCAAUUCCUACCUCUUUGCCCCGGAUGAUCGCGAGGCCGUUAUCGCCAAAAUGGCCCACCCUGAUACCCACAUUGUUUCCCUGACCAUCACCGAAAGUGGCUACUAUUACAACGAGAACACCCACGAGCUUCAACGCGAACAUCCCGAUAUUCAGUUUGAUCUCGAUUCCGCAAAUGAGAAAGCUCCUCGCACUACAUUUGGUUUCCUCUACGCUGCUAUGGCUCGCCGCCGUGAGGCCGGUCUGAAGCCCUUCACUGUUAUGUCAUGCGAUAAUAUGCAGAAGAACGGCGCCAUUACUCGCCACAUGCUUACAUCAUUUGCGCGCCUGCGCGAUCCCACACUCGCCGACUGGAUUCACGAGCAAGGCCAUUUCCCGAAUGCUAUGGUCGACCGUAUCACCCCGCAGACAUCCGCUACUGAUAAGACCGCCCUCGCGGAUAAGUUCGGUAUCGAGGAUGGAUGGCCCGUCGUCACUGAGCCCUUCACACAAUGGGUGAUUGAGGACCAUUUCUCCGAUGGUCGCCCGCCAUUCGAUAAGGUCGGUGUUCAGCUGGUGACCAACGUCCACAAGGUCGAGGAGUUCGAGAAGCACAAAUUGCGCCUGCUGAACGGUAGCCAUUCCGCCAUCGGCUACCCAGGCCAACUUGCCGGCUUCAAAUAUGUUCACGAAGUGAUGGAGAACCCGCUUUUCCGCCGCUUUGUCUGGCAAAUGAUGCAGGACGAGGUCAAGCCGCAUUUGCCUGAUAUUCCCGGCGUUAAUAUUGAUGAAUAUUGUAACACGCUGAUGGAGCGUUUCUCUAACCCAACUAUCAUGGAUCAGCUGCCUCGUGUCUGCCUUAAUGCUUCUGGCAAGAUCCCCCAGUUUAUCAUGCCUUCUAUCGCCGAGGCAAUCUGGGACACUGCCCCCUUCCGCCGUCUGUGUUUCGUCGCGGCUGCUUGGUUCCGUUACCUGAAUGGUUACGAUGACAGUGGCAAAGCCUUCGAGGUUGAGGAUCCCAUGCGUGAAGAGCUCCAGGCUAAGGCUCGCGCCGGUGGCACCAACCCGGCUGAGCUUUUGAGCAUUAAGAAUUUGUUCGGUGAUGAUCUUCGAAAUGACAAGCGGUUCAUUGAGGAGAUGACUACGGCCAUGGAGGAUAUUGCCCGAGACGGUAUCAUGAAGACACUUCCCAAAUACAUUGAUUAA